GGAACUUGGUGUGCUACUAUGCUUUACUACGUAUUUAAUUGGGAUACCACUGUGACAGCAAGGAAUGAACUUGGAUCCUUAAAAACAAAACAAAAACCCUACUACUAGAGUUGAAGAAAAAUCUCCAUUUUGCUAUUAGCAGUAUCCUCCUGCUCCUGAAUCAUUGACUUCUCCCACUUGAGAUAAAAGAGAAUCCCCAUUCACCGUUAGCGGUAUAAGGCCUAUUGCACAGUUGAGCAAUUCUGAUUUCAUCCACUAGAGGCCAGUGGUGGUACAUAUUAACCUGUUCAUUCCAAUACUUGCCCACCUUCUUGAAGGCCCUUUUGAAUGCCUCUGAUGUAAUGCCCAUGUCUGCACAAAAUAUAAUUGUGGGCAAGUAUCUGCAAGACGCGUUGGAGUCAAGGGAGAAAAACAUCCAAAGCUCUGACCUGGAGUCGGAUCAGCCUGAUCCCAGACGGAAUUAAGUACAGGUGUAUCAAGCUCUUUGUGAAGGGUUUUCUGGGAGAAAUCGAAGGGAUCGUCAGCCCGGUGAUCUCUCUCCUCCCUGCUCGCAGUGGGAAUCGGGACCCUGUUGAGUACCGCAGGAGACAAGGGGCUCCCAGCAUUUCUGCUAAUGGGGGUGCACAUUCUCUGGAUCCCCUCUUCCAAGCUUGCCUGCAGCGGGCUGCUGAUUUGAAGAUGCUACCGCUGGCUUUAAUAGGAUGUCGUGAACGUUCCUUCUCAGAACGUGGCUCAGAAGGGACGUUACAGACCUUUAGAUGAAAGCAAGAGCUGGAAGCUGCCUUGAAAAGGCUGCUGCAGCUUCUCACCUAGUCGGGGCAGAUUUUUAUCUGGCCUCAUGUAUGAAUGGCCUAAAAAUAGGUAAGGACUGGAACAGGCUUCCAAGGAGAUUGUGGAAUCCCUGUCACUGAAGGUUUUUAAGAACAGGUUAGACCAUCACCCCUCAGAGACGGUCUGGAUUUACGUGGUCCUGCCUCAGUGCAGGGGGGCUGGAUUGGGUGACCCCCUUCCAGCCCUACAUUUCUAUGAUUCUCCGACUUCAUGCUGGGACUGAAUUGCUGGCUACAUUUGAACCAGAAUCUUUUUGUUUGAAUUCAGAGCCGUUGCUGGGCGCAGGGUGUUUUGGGCCCACGCCGUCCUCCUUUGCUUACCGCCCAGAUGUCUGGAGACGUGGGGCCUGUCGCUUUUCUCAGAGCCUUGUUCACGUGACUUAAGCGCUUGAGCAGCUGAGGAACAUUACAGGAGAGUAAAGUUGCACGCAGCAGACUGAGCGAGCCAGCCUCGAAAUCACUAAUGUCCUGCUCUCCCCCAUGCAAUACACCGACACGCUCUUUGUCUGGGGUUCACAAAGUAGUGACACCUAGCUCUUGUACAGUGCAUCAUGUCAGGAGAUCUCAAGGCGGUUUACAAAGGGGAUCAGCAUCAUUAUUCCUAUUUUUAUAUAAUAGCCGGUGUGCUUUGCCUCCUCCAUACCGCAUCUCAAGCAGAGCAAGCUUGCUUACGUGGUGUGGUUUGGCUGGGAGUGACUAGGUGGGGAAAGAAGCUCAAAGGAUGGCAAGUGAAAACCAGCAUGGAGCCCAUGGCUUUAACUUUCAUGUCACGAAACGACCCAGUGUAUUUCCAGAUGACACUGCCGUAUGAUGAGCGCUGUAGGUUGGCCGUUGACGUUGCAUUGAAAGUGAUGACUACAGUCCAGGACAAGUGGAAAGCUGGCACAUGGUCCAGAUUUUGGGUUUAAAGAGAGAGAUCCAGGAAGUUUAAGGCAAAAUCGUAAAACAGAUAAUGGAAGAAGCCGUCACCAGGAAAUUUGUGCAUGAAGACAGCAGUCACAUCAUCGCCUUAUGUGGUGUGGUGGAGGCGUGCCUCCUGCACAUGCUGAAACGCAGAGCCGCCGGCUUCCUCCGGACCGAUAAGGUCGCUGCCCUCUUCACCAAAGUUGGCAAGACGUACGCGGUAGCUGGGGACAUAUGCAAGAAAGUGCAGAAACUGCAGCAGCAGGCGGAAGGCAGGAAAAAUCAACCGAAUGGCCAGGAAUCCCUCAAGAGGCAGGGGUCUACCUCAAGCAAAACACCUGUCCUGACGCUGCAGGCCAUCAGACACAUCUGGGUGCGAACGGCCUUGAUUGAGAAAGUGCUGGACAAAAUCGUCCAGUACCUGGUGGACAACUGCAGCAAAUAUUAUGAGAGAGAAGCUUUAUUGGCAGAUCCUGUUUAUGGACCAAUCCUAGCUUCUCUCCUUGUUGGGCCGUGUGCACUAGAAUACACCAAGCUGAAAACAGCUGACCACUACUGGACAGACCCGUCAGCCGACGAGCUGGUUCAGAGACACCGGAUCCAUGGCGCCCACGGGCGCCAGGACUCACCCUCAAAACGCCCGGCGCUGGGAAUCCGGAAACAGCACUCGAGCGGGAGCAUGUCGGAAGACCGAUUUGCAGCUUCAGCUAGAGAAUACGUGGAGUCUUUGCACCAGAAUUCAAGGACUCACCUGCUGUAUGGGAAAAAUAAUGUCCUGGUCCAGCCAAAAGACGACAUGGAGGCAAUUCUUGGCUAUCUCUCCCUUCAUCAGUCAGCAGAUAGCUUGACUUUGAAAUGGACUCCCAAUCAGCUCAUGAACGGCACCCUGAGGGACUCUGAGCUGGAGAAAAGUGUGUACUGGGACUACGCCUUAAUAGUGCCAUUCAGUCAGAUUGUCUGCAUUCACUGCCAUCAGCAACCAGAAAGUGGAGGAACGUUAGUCUUGGUGAGUCAGGAUGGGAUCCAGAGACCUCCCCUCCAUUUCCCACAGGGAAGUCAUCUCCUUGCUUUCCUUUCCUGCCUGGAAAACGGCCUUCUGCCUCGAGGACAAUUAGACCCACCACUUUGGUCACAGCAGGGCAAGGGUAAAGUAUUUCCAAAGCUCCGGAAACGAAAUAGUAACAAGUCAGUGGAUCUGGAGGAAAUGCCAUAUGAGGAGUCUGCUACAGACUAUGUCUUCAGGAUUAUCUAUCCAGGCCACAGGCAUGAUAACAUAACUAUUAACUACCACCACUUAGCUGCCAGCCGCUCUGCCUCAGUCGAUGACGACGAGGAGGAGGAAGACCGGCUCCACGCAAUGCUCUCAAUGAUCUGCUCUCGGAACCUCACAGCUCCUAAUAGGAUGAAAGACUCCGGCGACAUGAUAGAGAUGCAGGGAUUCGGUGCGAGCUUGUUGUCAUGGCAGCUGGAACACUGCAGCCAAGGGUCCUCGUGCCUCUCCUGUUCAUCGGGCAGCUCUCCCUACGACAUCCCCAGCUGCUGCAACUGCAUUCACGACAGAACCCCAUUAAAGAUGCUGUGUGAAAGCAUGAAGAGGCAGAUUGUUUCCAGAGCGUUCUAUGGAUGGCUUGCGUACUGCCGCCAUUUGUCUACAGUGAGAACGCAUCUGUCUGCCCUCGUGAACCAUUCAAUUAUCCCACCUGACAAGCCUUCCAGCGCUGCUGGAGGCCUGACUAAAGAGGUCUGGAGUAAAUAUCAAAAGGACAAAAAGAAUUACAAAGAAUUGGAAUUACUCAAACGAGUUUACUAUGGCGGAGUGCAGCAUGAGAUUCGAAAGGAAGUGUGGCCCUUCUUACUAGGCCACUACAAAUUUGGCAUGACCAAAAAGGAAAUGGAUCGGGUGGAUGAAGAUAUUGCUCUCAAGUAUCAGAAGGUCAUGGCCGAGUGGAAAGCCUGCGAGGUCAUCGUGAAGCAGCGGGAGAAAGAGUCACACUCUGCCAUCUUUGCUAAGUUUUCAUCAGGCAGCAGCAUUGACAGCCAUGUUCAGCGAUUGAUCCACAGGGAUUCCACCAUCAGCAACGACGUCUUCAUAUCUGUAGAUGAAAUGGACUCAACAGAGCAAGACUUACAAGGUCCGGUUGACCCCUCGUUGACUGUGGUGAACGUCGACACUCCAGUCGCAGCGGCUGCCGUCGAACAGCAGUCAGUAGAAUUUGAUUCUCCCGAUUCCGGGCUGCCUUCUUCUCGGAAUUACUCGGUCGCUUCGGGCAUCCUGUCCAGCAUCGACGAUGGGCAGAGUGUCUGCUUUGAGGACGGGGCGGAGGAAGAAGUUAGCGCAGACUUAGAAAGACCAGAUCUGGACGUGACCCAGGCUCAGAAAGCCAAGGUGGUGACCUCAGAGCGUCAGGAUUCUGUAAUGGAGGAACAACUGUGCUCCCAGUUGGAUUAUUUAACGUCUGGAGAGGACAUUGCUUCUGUUUGUGGAGCUGCCUAUACAAUAGAAUUACUGGACACCGUUGCCUUAAAUCUGCAUAGAAUCGAUAAAGACGUUCAGAGGUGCGACCGGAAUUACUGGUAUUUUACUGCUGCUAACUUGGAGAAACUCAGAAACAUCAUGUGCAGUUAUGUGUGGGAGCACCUGGAUGUUGGAUACGUCCAAGGCAUGUGUGACCUACUGGCUCCUCUCAUGGUUAUCCUUGACAACGAUCAACUGGUGUACAGCUGCUUCAGCCACCUAAUGAGGAGAAUGAGCCAGAAUUUCCCCAACGGAGGUGCUAUGGACACACACUUCGCCAACAUGCGAUCACUAAUUCAGAUUUUAGACUCUGAGCUCUUUGAAUUGAUGCACCAAAAUGGAGACUACACCCACUUUUACUUCUGCUAUCGUUGGUUCCUGCUUGAUUUUAAAAGAGAAUUGUUGUACGAGGAUGUAUUUACAGUGUGGGAAGUUAUUUGGGCAGCAAAGCACAUCUCUUCAGAACAUUUUGUCCUUUUCAUUGCCUUAGCACUAGUGGAGGUCUAUCGAGAGAUUAUCCGUGAUAACAACAUGGACUUCACUGAUAUCAUAAAGUUUUUUAAUGAAAUGGCAGAGCAUCACAAUGCCCAGGAAAUCCUGAAGAUAGCAAGGGACCUCGUCUACAAAGUGCAAACGCUGAUUGAAAACAAGUGAACGCGGACAGAGAGGAAAACGGGCUUAGCGCUGACUAAGCAUUUCUUGCACUGUAACUUCAGAUGAUGUUUUAAUUGCAUCUUCCAUGUAAUGUAGUAAAUAGUCCAGAGAUUUGUAAUAGACUUUUAAAACAAACAAGUUUUCCACCAUGAGCUGAUGAGGUUUGUGUUUGAUAGUCCUUGUUAUGCUCACUUUGUAGUGCGAGGCAAACCUUUUGUUUUGUUUUUUUGCAUUCUACCCUCUCCUAGUCUCUAGGUAUUGUCCAGCUACAUGUCUGAGAUACAGAAGGAAUUUGGGGGUUUGGAGUCCUAUUUUGACCUAUCAGACCCUUAACACACUAGAGAUAUUUUGUGCUUGACCAAACCUCCCUGGGCCAAUUCAACGCCCAUUGAAGUCUAUGAGCACUGGAGCAGGAUCUUAGACAAGCAAGUGCUGUGGAGUUCACCUAGGAGAGGUGAAAGGAUGUCCCAGCUCCCACGCGUGUUUUUGGCCGUAUGAUGACUGUCCAUCCCGUUAUCUAGAACCAUUUAUGACCAAGUAAUCACGUUAGAAAUCACACUGUGGAAGAGAAUAAAAACACCCUGUCUCCGAGAAGCCAAGACAGCUUAGUCAGAAAACUCCUGGUCAAAUAUCUUCACUAGGCCACUAGUGACUCCUGGCAGUAAUCCGCAGCAUAUCUACAGGGACCUUGCGAGCGUCAGGUAUCCUUAGGCCAACCAUCCUCACGAGAAGAGGAAAGCUAGGAUUAAAAUCUGAGGGGGCAACUUGUAAAUUGCUGCCUCUAAGAGAUACAAGACGCUAAAUCGUCAUGUCCAGAUUGUUGCAAUUUUAAGUCUUUUAAAAAAAACCUUAACGGUAGCGUUUGCUGACAUUUCAGUGACACUGGUAUGAGAAGACGUGAAGGCCAGUUUUCAGUGCCCACAGCCCCUGAGCAUGUGCUUCAAGUUAAGCUUGUGAUUAAACCCCUCCCUACUUCACUGACCACUACACAGUUGCUUAGCAUGGUGCUGAAUCUGGGCCAGAAAGAUUAGAGUCUCUUUAGGGUAGGAGCUGGCUUUUUGUUCUGUCUGGACAACAGGGUUCUGGGCUGGGGACCCAAGGUGCCUCCACAAUAUAAAUAAUUGUAAUAAAAAGAGACUCCAGCUAUCAGGGAGACAUUUCUGCUACCCUUCCCCACAGUAAGUCGUCAGUACCUUACUCUGCAAGUAUUCCAAGGUGGCAGAAUCUGGCCCUAUAUAGUUUACACUUUCAGGUUAGUCAGCUCUUGAAACCUGGCUUAGUGCAUAGGAAAUUAAGCCCCUUCUCGUGGGGUUGGAUCUCCCACUCCUGCACCUGUGUGGAGUGGGGCAAGCACAGGGAUCUGCAGAACCUCACGAACACGCAUGCCCUGCAAUUUGCACACCUGCCUUCUCAGAGAGAAUUAGGGCCUAUCGGAUUAGAACUUCAUGACCUCUGAAAAAUAGAAUCCAGGACAUCACUAAUUCCCAUGUAGGUAUCAGCAUUUGCUGCACUAAGAAAGGGUAUUUUGUGGUGCUAUUUUUAUUUGAGUGCAUUUGCUGUCUCUGGAAUGUUUCCAUGCAAACAUGCAAUAGUUCUCUGUCGUUCGCACGUAUUACGGAGGUUCUGCAGCAUUCAUUUCUCUAUUGGACUGAAAGUUUAGAGUAGUGGCACAAUACUUACACCUCCUCCGCGGGGAUAAGGAGUUGUGACAAUUGAAACCAGCCCAGGAUCUGUCCUCGGGCUUUAGUUUGUCAGUGUGUUUAGAUCUCCACAGGGUCACCACAUAGACUAUAGUACAUACUGAGAUCCAGGACAUACUGUGAGAGUCUUCAAACUGAUCAGUUAGAUUGAAAGUUUAAUGAUAUAGCAGAAAGAGAAUUACCACUGUGCCAACAAGAGAGAAGGUCUGACCCUAAUGAAGUUACCCGUUGAUUUCACUAGAGUGGGCACAUAGACACUUUUUAAAAAAAAUCCAGAAGCGCAAAUCCCCCUGACUGGCAAUAGGCCUUGUGCUCCUGAAUCAUCUACGCCCUUUUGAAAAUUCCAUCCUUUGCCAAGGUGCCUCACUAUUAAAGAUGGCCAAAUCUCUUCCAAGGGAGCUAUUAAAAUUAAAUUUAGUCCUGAACCAAAGCCCUGGAUCCAAAUGCCCUUAAAGUUCAUGGCUCAGUUGAUGAGUUACCUUUUGAGAGCAGAAUUUUCAAAAGGACUGACCGCUGGGCCUGACUUUGCAUCCAUUGGAGUCAUUGGUGAAACUCCCCAUUGGGCUUAGUGAAAGCAGAGUUAGGCCAACCCUAAGCACGUCUGGAAAGCGCACCCAUAACAUCUUGGUCUAUCUUAGAUGAUCUUUAAGGGAUUUCACCGAGGAAGGGAAUAAAUCAGUGUUGUAUGUUUGAAAAUAGAAAAACAAAAAACCACUCUACACAAAUUUCAGCAGUUAGAACUAGCAGGACCAGAGUUUAAAAAAACCACUAAACAUUAAAGUGGUGUUUUCACUGGAUAGUAUUAGAACAGUGACUGUUUACCCAUUGUUUCACUUGCAUCUUUUAAACAGGAUAAAUUUGAUGCAUUUCUGAAACAGAUUAUAAUCCACAAGUGGCCCACUGUGAAAUUUGAGGGACAUUACCCUCAGUUAUAGUCUGUGCAAAGAUACAGAUUGAAUUAUGCCAAAGAAUCAGUACAUGACACUCAUUCCUCUGUUAUUUUUUUUUACAAAUCAAGGAAAAUAAAUUUCAGGUGUAUAAAGACACAACAAACUUUUGUAUCCGUAAUAUUAUAAGACUAUACAGUAUCUCUACCUUGUUCGACACUAAAAUGGGUAGAGACCCUUAUUCUCAGAUUUUUUUUUGAAACAAUAGUAAAAGAUGUUUACAUAUAGAGUUGAAGAUGUAUAAACCUGUAAUACGUCAUGAAGUUAGGGGGAAGUCGCUUUUAAAUUUGAUCCACUUUCUGUAAACCUUUGACGAAUGAGAAUUUGUCAUUCAUGCCUUACUUGAUCAAGCUGCCCCAAAAACAGUGUGUUCAAAACUUCCUUGUUCAGUCAAAAAAAAAAUUUUUUUUUUUUUUUCAGAAUAUUGUUGCAACAAGGUCCUGGCUAAACCAGUCUGUCUGUCCAUCUGAUCUGUGCCAUUUGUAUAGUUUCUUGGUCCCUUAAGAGGGCUGUCUAUCAUUUUAGAUACACCCAAAUAUCAUGCAGUCAGUUACCACUAUCAACUUUCAUGUGACCUGAACUAAGGAGAGAAAUGAGAAGUUUUAAGGCGACAUGUUCCUUUGUGAUUUCACAAAAUGGGGCAGAGGAAAUCUCGGUGUACUUUGAAAUGCCAAUCAGUCUUCAUGCAUUCCAGGAUGGGUUUGUUCCCUACCCUCCCUUCUAGCCGAUACAUAAAGAUCUCCCGCUCCUUGCUUCUUUUCCAUGGGAUUGUGCAGUCUGACAUUUAAACCAUCCUGGCUUUCCCCAGGGCUUCAUUCUCUCUGCAGAAUGAUGCAUCAGCUGUUCAGCAAGAAUCCAUUCUACACAGGCAGAGGGGCGGUUGUGCAGAAAUAUGUAUUCUACAUAGCAGCACAUGGGCAAGAAAGCCCGCUACUGGUCCUCUGAAAUUGAGGACGAGAGCUCCUUCCCAAAAUGCAGUUUGAAGGGUGGUGCAGCCCUGGCACUGCAGAGAUGAUGUAUUAAGGGGUGAAAGUGACAGGUAUUUAAAGCGCUCCUGCUAGCCAGUAGAACUGCUUAGUCAGUUCGUGUAGCUGGGUUUUGUUGAAUUUGUAGAACAGGGGAUGAGGAAAAAAAGACAGUGGUUAAAAUAAAGAAACCAAACCAAAAAGGUUUUUAUUAAAUGUUGUCAAAGUGGUCAACAGUUCCUUUCUAAGGCCAGUCCUGCUAAUUUCCCUUGAGUAGUCUCACUGAUUUUAGUGGGAUUACUCAGGUGAGUAAAAGCAGCAGGAUUUGGCCCUAAAAUGUUUUAAGACUAUGCAAGGUGUAGACGUACUGGUGGUUAUUGGAGCAAUGAAUUAAAAAGGCCAGAAAGUCUCUUUCUCUAAACAGUAGGCUGCCUUGGGAAGAUACCAGUGGAUCAAUGAAAGAAAGAAAAAUUGAGUGCAACCAACUUAAUGACGGUUUCUUUGAAUUCCUGGGAUGCAUGGUAGCAUCGCUGUCAGAUCUUUCCCAAGCUAGCAGGCUUCAUCCAGGAGCAGUUAGUUAGAUCUAGCUAGCCAUUUGUUCUGUGCUCGUAGCCCAACACCUUAAAAGCUGCACCUUGCAUUUUUCAAGACAAAGAAGGGUCAAAAAUUGCAGAUGAUUCAGGUGUAUGCAAAAGGGCCAAAGUUAGAUGGGCAGAGGGAGACUGUUAGAGGGGAAGGAGCCCUUUUUAACCCUAUAACUCAAUGCCAAAAUCAAAGGUAUUUGGAGGGGGAGGAGAACAGCUACCAUCCAAUAAUUUGGGAACACUCAAGGUUAAAUUAAACAACAAAAACAUUCUUUUGCUGGCGGGCGAAGCCACCGAAAACCACUAUUAUUUAUCGCUUGGUGUCAAAUUGUAUUGUAGACCAAUGCAUGGUUGCCGGAGGGGCUUAACAAAUGCUUUGCAGUUUGUGUAUCCGUUUGUUCAUCUGAAAGGUGAAAACAAAUCCCAUUAAAAAUCCCGCCAGGAGAAAAAUCUCUCCAAGAAACCCAGCUUGAGGAAUUUAUGUUAAAAAAAAAUCUGCGCUCUUUUUGGUUUGGAAGUGAUUCUACAACUCUUUACUAUGUAAAAAAAAAAAAGAAAAAGAAAGAAAAAGAAAAAUCUCUGCAAACUUUGUUGCAUCUGUUCUGCAUAAUUGUAUUUUAUGACUAUUGUGCAUUGCCUUAUUUAUUUGUGUCAGGAGCAGACUGUUUUCCCUUUAUUGCUCAAAAUUAUUUAUCUUUAAAUGUAACAUACGAAUAAAUACAUAUUGUCAAGGC
Messenger RNA from Caretta caretta (loggerhead turtle), 9832 nucleotides. The record is from RefSeq and is a predicted model, not a curated record. NCBI's taxonomy places the organism in Eukaryota, Metazoa, Chordata, Testudines, Cheloniidae.